AUGUUCGUGUGCCUGGGAAAUCGGAGAGACCAUACCGGUAUAGAUAUCGCGGCGCUCGCUGGGCCCGGCGCAGGCUACUUCGCGUACUAUGACACAGAAAAGCCCGACACCAUCAUAAUGGCCAUCGACGACCUCGUCGAAUAUGUCCAGUCAGAAGAGCCCUUUGACGGCGUUCUGGCUUUCUCCCAUUCCCGCUCCCGUUCGGGUUUGGGAUUCUCAUCUGUGGCGGACCGCCAUUCUCAGAAAAGACAAUCAAAGGAAGAACAUCUUUUGCGGUACUGUGAGAAUGCACUUGACUGCGGAAGGAAACCGGUCAUAACGAUCCCCACGGUUCACCUGGUCGGGGCACAAGACAAGGGCCUUGCUGAAUGUAUGAAACCGGUGCACCUCUGCUGCGAGGAUAUCGGGGAACUCUUUGAGCACCCUGGUGGCCAUGAAAUCCCCAUAUCGCCAGUGGCUACCGAGAAGAUGGUUGCAACGAUCCAAAGAGGCAUCAAGAAGGCAUUGAGGGCACAGUGA
This is a messenger RNA of Chaetomium strumarium, 519 nucleotides long. RefSeq lists its product as uncharacterized. Gene Ontology annotation, cellular component: cytoplasm; nucleus. Lineage: Eukaryota; Fungi; Ascomycota; Sordariomycetes; Sordariales; Chaetomiaceae. Gene Ontology annotation, biological process: secondary metabolic process. The transcript has 2 exons. Gene Ontology annotation, molecular function: hydrolase activity. The coding region runs from base 1 to 519 and encodes 172 amino acids. The record is from RefSeq and is a predicted model, not a curated record.